Molecule: messenger RNA, 2622 nt
Organism: Malassezia restricta
Lineage: Eukaryota; Fungi; Basidiomycota; Malasseziomycetes; Malasseziales; Malasseziaceae
Product: periodic tryptophan protein 2
Exons: 1
Coding region: 1-2622 (873 amino acids)
Biological process (GO): ribosomal small subunit assembly; maturation of SSU-rRNA from tricistronic rRNA transcript (SSU-rRNA, 5.8S rRNA, LSU-rRNA)
Cellular component (GO): small-subunit processome; Pwp2p-containing subcomplex of 90S preribosome
Molecular function (GO): protein binding
Source: RefSeq, a predicted model, not a curated record
AUGAAGUCGUCAUUUCGCUUUGCGAAUGUGUGCGGCACGGUGUACCAACAAGGUAACAUACAGUUUGCAGGUGAUGGAGAUAUGCUCUAUUCUCCCGUUGGAAAUCGUUUGUCGGUAUUCGACCUUGUGCGAAACAUGUCGUUUACUCUUCCUUUUGAGACUCGCAAGCCUAUCGCACGAGUGGCUGUUUCACCCGCUAAUACAAGCCUAGUGCUUGUAGCUGAUGAGGACGGACAUGCCAUUUUAAUAAAUGUAUCGCGUCGUGCUUUGCUUGCGCACAUGAACUUUAAGCUCCCUGUACGAGACGCCCAAUUUUCACCAAAUGGACAAUAUUUGGCCGUGACACACGGUGCUCAGGUUCAGGUAUGGCGCACGCCCAGUGUGCUUGUGCGUGAAUUUGCGCCUUUUGUUUUGCAUCGCACUUAUGUGGGACACUUUGAUGAUGUCUUGAGCAUCACUUGGUCCCGAACAGGCCGCUUUUUCCUUACUACGUCGAAGGACAUGAGUGGAAGACUGUUUAGUUUGGACCCUGUGCCAGGUUUUCGACCCAAGACAUUCUCAGGCCACCGCGAUAGUGUCGUUCGUGCCUUUUUUUCCCUGGAUGAGAAAACUAUUUAUACCGUGUCGCGCGAUGGAGCCUGCCUUGUAUGGCAAGGGAAAGAUGAUGAUAUCCAGGACAUGGAAGAGGACGCUUUGCCGCCAUCAGAAGAGGCCUUCACUGAUCCCGAAAAUGCGGUGGGCUUGACACGAUGGGGCGUCGCUGCGCGGCAUUACUUUUAUCAGACACAAACUCAUAUUACGUGCGCUGAAUUUCAUCCGGGCACGUCGCGCCUUGUGGUUGGAUUCUCUUCUGGUUUAUUCACGCUGCGAGACAUGCCUGACUUCACCGAGGUCCAUGCUUUAAGUAUUAGUCAAGAAAAGAUCACCAGUGUUGCUAUCAACAAGACGGGAGAAUGGCUCGCAUUCGGUGCGCAACGCCUGGGCCAAUUGCUUGUGUGGGAGUGGGCCAGUGAGUCGUAUAUUCUCAAGCAACAGGGUCACUUUUUUGAUAUGAACACUGUGGCUUAUGCCCAGGACGGCCAAAUGGCUGUCACAGGUGGCGAUGAUGGCAAAGUAAAGGUGUGGAAUACGGUAUCAGGUUUCUGUACCGUGACUUUUUCCGACCACUCUGCGCCAGUAUCAUGCGUUGAAUUUGCCAAACAAGGACAAGUAUUGUUUAGCGCUAGCCUAGAUGGCACUGUGCGUGCAUAUGACCUAGUUCGCUACCGCAAUUUCCGCACGUUUGCCAGCCCCACGCCGGUGCAGUUCGUGAGUUUGGCUGUGGAACCUAGCGGCGAAAUUGUGUGCGCCGGAAGCUCGGAUGCAUUUGACACGUACAUGUGGAGUGUUCAGACCGGCAAGCUACUUGAAAUACUGUCAGGUCACGAAGCGCCCGUGACUGGCUUGGCUUUUGAUCCCAGUGGUAGUGGCUUGUUGGCUAGUACGAGCUGGGACAGGUCUGUACGUCUGUGGGAAGUGUUCCAGCGUUCACAAAGUACAGAGACGAUGCCCAUAUCGUCAGAAGGCCUGGCUCUUGCCUUUCGUCCCGAUGGCCAACAGGUUUGUGUGGCGUCUCUGAAUGGCCAACUUAACUUUUUUGAUACCAAGACAGGCACACAUACAGGUGUUAUCGAUGGCCGCCGCGAUAUUGCUAGUGGGCGUCGACUAGAUGACAAGGUUCAGCAGCGGAAUAAUGCAGCGGGGUCUGCAUUUACUAGUGUUUGCUACAGUGCUGAUGGCUCGUGCGUCUUAGCUGGCGGAAACGCGAACUAUGUUUGUCUUUAUGACGUCCGUGAACGCGUAUUGCUGAAGCGUUGGACAUUAAGUAUGAACCUAGCUUUGGACGGCACGCAAGACCGCCUUGAUUCUCGUCAGGUCACUGAGGCGGGAAAUGUGGCUUUGAUUCAUGAUCUUUCAGACGAAGAUGAGCUCACGCUUGCUGAACGUGCAGAUCAAAGCCUGCCUGGUGUUCAGCGUGGAGAUCUGAGCCGUCGUUCUACGCGCUUGCAGGCGCGUGCAAAGUGCGUGCGAUUUUCUCCCACUGGUCGAAGCUGGGCUGCUGCAUCGACAAGUGGUUUGCUUGUGUACAGUCUUGAUGAGCAGGCGACUUUCGAUCCUACGGAUCUUGAUAUGGAUCUUACGCCACAGGCUGUUCGUGCCGCUUCGCACCAGGGUCAUGCGCUUGUUGCACUGCUAGGCGCUCUUCGUUUGAAUGAUCCCAUGCUAGAAGCCGAAGUGUACGAACGAAUUAAGCCUCAAGAAAUUUUGCUGGUUGCCAGGCAGUUGCCAACUAUAUACCUUGACCGAGUGCUGGGUCUGGUGGCCGCACGAAUGAAUCCCUCGUGUCAGAGUCCACAUGUGGAAUUCCAUCUCAAGUGGCUCACAGCAUUGUUCCGUUCUCAUGGCGAGGAAAUUCGGGCCAACAGUACUACCACUCUUGCUCCGGUGCUGCGUGCUGUUCAGAUGGCGCUUAAUGAACUUCGUUCCAAUGUCAAGAGCACCACCGAUACAAACACGGCUUCGAUUCUGUACAUUUGGAACAGCUUUUCGCAUCAAUCUCGGCAGGCACAUGGUAUCCCGUAG